GUACAGUUGGCAACACUUUGUUUUUCGUAUGUUACCCGACAACCCGCGACCAUUCGAAUUUGCGCUCUAAAAAUUGUUUUCAAUUAUUAAUUUGAUUUGUCGUGCCAAGGUUUAUCGUUGGGUCUUUUUUGAAACGAUGGCAGAUGCAGGCGAAGGUGCUCCCGCUGAACAGAAGAAAAUAGUGCACACAUACCCCUUGGUGAAGAAUUCAGACAUGCCUGAGGAAAUGAAGCAAGAAGCUAUCGAUAUGGUUGUCACCGCAUGCGAAAAAUUUGCUUCAAAUAACGAGGCAGCAGCAAAGAUGAUCAAAGACCAAAUGGAUAAAAAGUUCGGACCACCUUUUCACGUCGUCGUAGGCGAAGGCUACGGCUUUGAAAUCUCUUACGAAUGUUUGAACCUGCUGUACAUGUUCUUUGGCGGUAAUGUGGCUGUGAUCAUAUGGAAAUGCUGAUGAACAAAGAAGGCAAGAACAACAACAAAGAGACAGAUUCGAUUUUAAGGCGAAACAUAGGAUUUAAUUUAUGAACAAAAUAUAUUUUCUAUAUAUAUGAAACAAAAAGAGAAAAAUAAUAUUAGUGUGCCAUAGUUUAUAUGUUUCAGUCCAUUUUUAUAUAAUAUUUAUAUAUAUAUAUUUAUACUCGCUUACUAAAAAAUAGAAACUCAGUCAUUAAAAAU
Nicrophorus vespilloides is the source of this 675-nucleotide messenger RNA. Its product is annotated as dynein light chain 4, axonemal. NCBI's taxonomy places the organism in Eukaryota, Metazoa, Arthropoda, Insecta, Coleoptera, Silphidae. Gene Ontology annotation, cellular component: dynein complex. Bases 137 to 451 code for a protein of 104 amino acids. The record is from RefSeq and is a predicted model, not a curated record. Gene Ontology annotation, molecular function: dynein light intermediate chain binding; dynein intermediate chain binding. Gene Ontology annotation, biological process: microtubule-based process. The transcript has 3 exons.